Rhizophagus irregularis DAOM 181602=DAOM 197198 is the source of this 523-nucleotide messenger RNA. RefSeq lists its product as uncharacterized. Gene Ontology annotation, cellular component: DASH complex; mitotic spindle pole body; spindle microtubule. NCBI's taxonomy places the organism in Eukaryota, Fungi, Glomeromycota, Glomeromycetes, Glomerales, Glomeraceae. The record is from RefSeq and is a predicted model, not a curated record. Gene Ontology annotation, molecular function: microtubule plus-end binding.
AUAUAAGGUUGAUGAGGACACGUAACCCCUAAAAUCAGUUUCCAUAAUUUUUGACUGACGCGCUUUCAACACGCUUUUUCUGACACGCUUGUUCCCUAUACUUCUUUCUAAAUUGUAUUUUCAUAAAACUUAAGACUUAAAAAAAGGGACUCACUAUUUCGAAUAUGGAAUCAGGUGAUAGAAUAACUUUCCAAAAACAACGUGAUAACUUAAUAAAUGAUAUUGCGCAAGGACUAGAACAAAUUAUCAUUAAUAUGGCUAUACUUAAUAAAAAUUUGGAAAGUAUAGUUGCAGUUGGAAAAGAUUUUGAAAAUGUUGCUUCACUUUGGAAAAAUUUUAAUGAUACUAUUGAAGCUGGUGCAUUAGAUGCUGAUCUAAAGGAUGACAAUCAACAAUGAUACGAUGCGAUGAUCAUGACGCAGAUAUUUCUAAAUUUGUUCAGAUUUUCACUGCUGCGAACUUGCUUUUGUUUUCUGCUUUUUGUUUUCUGCUUUUUGUUUUCUGCUUUUUGUUUUCUGCUUUU